Molecule: messenger RNA, 460 nt
Organism: Staurois parvus
Lineage: Eukaryota; Metazoa; Chordata; Amphibia; Anura; Ranidae
Source: the annotation of a GenBank genome assembly
GAUCUCUGUGAUCGCUGUGUCAUAUAGACAGAGCUGAUCACGUGGUGUGGUAAAAGGACAAUCACAGUAGCCUUUCACCUCGUGAUCAGCUGUGUCCAAUGACACAGCAGAUCACCAGUAAAUGCAGUUGCUGGUUAUCGGCUGCACUUUCCUCACGCUGUCACAGCGCGAGGAAAGUACUGCCGAUAACUGCCAAUUGGCACUAAUGAUCAGUGCCCAGCAGUGUAGCCCACCAGUGCUGCCCAAAAGUGCCCAGCAGUGCCACCCACCUGUGCCCAGCAGUGUCGUCAGUCAGUGCCACCCAUCAGUGCCCGUCAUUGUUGCAUAUCAGUGCUGCCUAUCAGUGCCCUUCAUUGUUGCAGAUCAGUGCCAGCUUAUCAGUGCUGCCAAUUAGUACCACCUCAUCAGUGCCGCCUAUCAGUGCUGCCCAUCAGUGCAGCCUCAUCAACGCACAUCAGUG